AUGGAAAACAAUUCAACUCCAUUUCUCACUCAAGAAGACUACGAGUAUAUCUACACUUACAUCCAAGAUCUUGAAACCGAUACCCAAACAUCCCUCAAUAAGAAGCCAAAGAUCGACGAACAAGAAAUCAACCAAGUUUUGGGGACACCCACUUCGUAUUUUGAAAAUAGUGCCUCUGAAAUGGCGGAUUGGGAUGAGGGGAGGGUGAGAAAAUCAACGACUCCGCCUCCGGCAGCCAGUUAUAGCGGAGGAACGGCGGUGGAAGAUGCAAGCCACGGCGGAAGAGGUGGACAGCGGAGGUUGUGGGUGAAAGAAAGGUCAAAGGGGUGGUGGAAAUAUCACAAUAGCGACGGAUGUCCGGAUGAGGAGUUUCGAAAAGCGUUCCGGAUGAGCAAAGCUACGUUUAACAUGAUUUGCAACGAGCUGGAGUCGGCCGUCACUAAAAAAGACACAAUGCUUCGAAUGGCGAUCCCUGUUCGCCAGCGGGUCGCGGUCUGUAUCUACCGGUUGGCAACUGGUGACCCGCUGCGAAAAGUGUCGGCCCUGUUCGGGCUGGGAAUAUCCACUUGCCACAAACUAGUCCUGGAAGUUUGCGCCGCAAUCAAAGCCGUGCUAAUGCACAAAUUCAUCCAGUGGCCCGAUCAAGAACGGCUAAAAGAAAUCAAAACCAAAUUCGGAUCCAUCUCCGGCAUCCCGGAUGUGGGCGGGGCAAUCUACACAACCCAUAUAUCGAUAAUCGCCCCAAAAACAAACCCAGAGGCUUAUUUCAACCGAAAACACACAGACAGAAUCCAAAAACCGUCAUACUCCACAACGGUUCAAGGCGUGGUGGACGAGAGAGGCGUGUUUACUGACGUAUGUAUCGGGUAUCCAGGGUCGAUGGCGGAUGACAAAAUCCUGGAACGAUCGGCAUUAUGUAAGAGGUCGGAGAUGGGGGUGUUGCAGAACACAUGGAUCGUGGGUAAUUCGGGUUACCCGUUAAGCGAUUGGAUGCUGGUACCGUAUACGCACCCGAAUUUGACAUGGGGUCAACAUUCGUUUAACGAAAGUGUUGGGAAAGUAGAGAAGAUGGCAAAAGAAGCAUUUAUGAGGCUAAAAGGGAGAUGGGGUUGUCUACAGAAAAGGACAGAAAUGAAAUUGCAAGAAUUGCCGAUGGUGUUAGGGGCGUGCUGUGUGUUGCAUAACAUAUGUGAGAUGAACGGGGAGGAAAUGGAUGGGGAGUUGAGGUUUGAGUUGUAUGAUGACGAGAUGGUGGUGUCGGAGUCGGAGUCGGAAGGAGGGUGGGGGGAUAAAUCAUUAUCGGCAGAUGCAGUUCAAAACAGAGACAGUAUAGCUCAUAACCUGUUGCAUGGUAUCCAUGGCGUAAGUGUUUUUAAUUAGAAUUAGAUAUUAAUUUUGUGUAUUUAGAAUCUAAUAGUAAUAAUAUGAUGUUAUAUACAUAUAUAUAUAUAUGCCAACUCUGUUUUUAAUUUUAGAUGAUGGUAACAGAGAAAAAGGUAUGAUUAUGAAUACAGUUUAA
Molecule: messenger RNA, 1519 nt
Organism: Cynara cardunculus var. scolymus (artichoke)
Lineage: Eukaryota; Viridiplantae; Streptophyta; Magnoliopsida; Asterales; Asteraceae
Product: protein ANTAGONIST OF LIKE HETEROCHROMATIN PROTEIN 1-like
Exons: 1
Coding region: 1-1380 (459 amino acids)
Source: RefSeq, a predicted model, not a curated record